AUGACAGAAGGAUUUCAGAAUAUUGCUACCACAGAUAUUACUUGGGAAAACGUCCAAGAUUAUAUCAAUACUGGGGAACUAUACAAAUUAAGAAGAUCCAAGGAAGAAACUAUUAAAUAUAGAGCUCAUAAAGCAUUGUUGAAAGAAAAAGAUAUUUCAAUCAUUGAUCAUAUCUUAAAAAAAUUAAAUUGGGAUUUGGAUAAUCUAGAGUACCUCAAUGCUACUAAAUAUCUGGAGAAUGAAGACAAACUUAAGGCAUGUUUCUCAAAUAAAGAUUACUUCAAAUUAUUACCUAAUGACUUUCCUUAUAUGUUUGAACCGAACAUUAUUCAUUUAUUAGUAUGGUCAAAAAUCCGUUUACCAAUCUAUUUAGAUGAUCAUAGAGAAGUUAGUAUGGAGAAACAUAAUGAUGUUCUACCAACAAUGAACCCUGAUAUGAAGGAAAAAAUCAACAAAUUCUUGACAAAGACUCUACAAAAGAAAUUGGGCUUGGAUCCAGUUAAUGAUUAUGUAUGGUUUAUAAAUUAUACCAGUUUGCAAAGUAUUAGGGCUAUUUCACAUAUUCAUUUACUGAUUAGAUGCAAAGACAUUCCACCAGAACAUUCUAAGGAAGCUAAAAAAGCAACUGAAAAGGUAAUGGACGGUUUCCUGAACCACGACUUUUUUGAAACAUUAUGA
Maudiozyma barnettii is the source of this 678-nucleotide messenger RNA. It is a transcript of the gene HTC1, whose product is annotated as Htc1p. Lineage: Eukaryota; Fungi; Ascomycota; Saccharomycetes; Saccharomycetales; Saccharomycetaceae. Gene Ontology annotation, cellular component: cytoplasm. The record is from RefSeq and is a predicted model, not a curated record. Gene Ontology annotation, biological process: N-acetylglucosamine metabolic process. The transcript has a single exon. The coding region runs from base 1 to 678 and encodes 225 amino acids.